Hyaloperonospora brassicae is the source of this 528-nucleotide messenger RNA. The record is from the annotation of a GenBank genome assembly. Lineage: Eukaryota; Oomycota; Peronosporomycetes; Peronosporales; Peronosporaceae.
AUGACUCGUCCUCCGAACGUCCUCGUAACUGGUACCCCUGGCACAGGCAAAACCUCCAUGUGCCAACAACUUGCAGAACGAUCACAGCUCUUGGCACACGUGAACGUCGGCGACUUGGUCAAAGAGCGUGGACUCCAUAGCGGCCGUGACGAAGAAUUCGACUGUUUUGUGCUGGACGAGGACAAAGUGUGUGACGAGAUGGAGGACCUGAUGGCCGAAGGGGGCAAAGUGGUGGACUUUCACACGUGUGACUUUUUCCCCGAGCGCUGGUUCGACCUGGUUGUUGUGCUGCGCGUGGACAACACGACGCUGUUUGACCGGCUGCAGAAGCGCGGGUACUCGAGCAAGAAAGUGGCGGAAAACGUCGAGUGCGAGAUCAUGCAAGUGGUGCUGCAAGACGCUCGUGAGAGUUAUGCACCAGAGAUUGUGCAGGAGCUGUCGAGUCGGACGGUCGAAGACAUGGAGAGCAACGUCGAGCGCGUGCUCACGUGGGUGCAGCAUUGGAUCGCGCAGCACAAUGAUGCGUAG